AUAUUCACCAACUUUUUUCUCCCAUAUAUAUGCUCUCUUAAAUUCUUCUUCCUCUCUAGCAGCUAGACCAUUUCUUCUAACCUACUUCCCACCAUUAUUCUUUGGAGACUUUGUGGAGUUAAAUUGCCCAAAUUAUAUAAUUAUACACACACACACACAUAUAUACAUUAUACAUAUAUAAUUAGACCACCCAUAUAUUACAACAUUCUCAAGCUCUAAUUAAUAUGGCUGCUUCCUUACUACUCUCAUUCUCUACCAUUUUAUUCAUCAUCCUUUUCAUUUCUCCAUGUAUUACCCUUUCUACAUCUAGACGCAUCCUUCAUGAUCACGUGUCCAAGCACCGUGAAACCAGUUUUCGCGUGGCCCUCAAACACGUUGAUUCUGGCAAAAACUUGACCAAGUUUGAACGUUUACAACGUGGUGUAAUGAGAGGAAACCUGAGAUUAGAAAGACUCAUUAACAACAUGAUGGCUACCUUAUCCGAGUCAAAUUCACAAGUAACCUCAUCAGUUCACGCAGGAAAUGGAGAGUUCUUAAUGAAUUUAGCCAUUGGAACACCCCCUGAAACAUACUCUGCUAUCAUGGAUACAGGUAGUGACCUCAUUUGGACACAAUGCAAGCCAUGCACUAAAUGUUUUGAUGCACCAACACCUAUUUUCGAUCCAAAAAAAUCGUCCACUUUUUCUAAAGUUUCGUGCUCAGAUAGUUUAUGUCAAGCUUUACCCACUUCUGAUUGUGAAUCAGAUGGGUGUGAGUAUUUGUAUUCUUACGGAGACUACUCGUCUACGCAAGGCGUGUUAGCGACUGAGACGUUUACGUUUGAUAAGGUCCCGGUUUCUGGAUUAGGAUUUGGUUGUGGUGAAGAUAAUGAAGGAAGUGGUUUUAAUCAAGGUGGUGGGUUAGUAGGGUUAGGCAGAGGACCUUUAUCUUUAGUAUCUCAAUUAAAACAAUCAAAGUUUUCUUAUUGUUUAACUUCUAUUAAUGAUGAUACAUCAUCAUCAUCAGAAAACUCUAAAAGUAGUCUUGUGAUGGGUUCUUUAACAAGUGAUAUUUUGACAUCUAAUAGUACCACUGUUUUCACCACUCCAUUGAUCAAAAACCCAUCUCAACCAUCUUUUUACUAUCUUUCACUACUUGGUAUAUCGGUUGGAAACGUCGAUUUGCCAAUCAAGAAGUCAACUUUUGCCAUAAAUUCUGACGGGAGUGGUGGAAUGAUCGUCGAUUCUGGCACGACGAUCACAUACCUUGAAGAAUCAGCAUUUGAUAUGUUGAAAAAAGAGUUUAUUUCACAAACCAAGUUGGAUGUAGAUAACUCGGAUUCUACUGGUUUGGAUUUGUGUUUCGGGUUGCCUGCUACUGAUGAUUCGAGUGAGGUAUCCAUUGAGAUUCCAAAACUUGUGUUUCAUUUUGAUGGAGCUAGUUUGGAUUUGCCAGGGGAGAAUUAUAUGAUUGGAGAUAUGAAAAGUGGACUUGCAUGUUUGGCUAUGGGGAGUUCAAGUGGGAUAUCUAUAUUUGGAAAUAUACAACAACAGAACAUGAUGGUGGUUCAUGACCUUGAGAAGGAGACAUUAUCAUUCAUUCCAACUAAAUGUGAUCAAUUGUAAUCAUAAGCAUUCAUACAUCAUGUAUUUACAUGUACACUUUUCUUUUUCUACACUUUUUCUUUUAUGAAUGGAUACAUGUUUUGUGGGUUAUCAAGAUUUGUUUUAUUAUACA
Molecule: messenger RNA, 1716 nt
Organism: Erigeron canadensis
Lineage: Eukaryota; Viridiplantae; Streptophyta; Magnoliopsida; Asterales; Asteraceae
Product: aspartic proteinase nepenthesin-1
Exons: 1
Coding region: 225-1604 (459 amino acids)
Biological process (GO): proteolysis
Cellular component (GO): extracellular region
Molecular function (GO): aspartic-type endopeptidase activity
Source: RefSeq, a predicted model, not a curated record